AUGGAACAAUUCCCUCAAGUCAUUGCAAGCCUACAGCAAGUUUCCGCCAGUGCGGCAGCGUUAACAGCGGCGGUGCAGAGUGGAACUCAAUCAGUUCCUGGACAGGUUCGUGUGCAAGAUGGUGCGAACACUAUCAAGCAGGCCAUGAAGUAUGCGAUCAACACCAAAUCAUCCAUUGAGGAGUAUGAAGAAUAUGAGGGUGAAAACGCCCCUAAAAAGAGAGCUUCGCAAGAAGCUACCAAUACGGCAAUAUCGCAGGUCACGCCAGCUCUACAAGCAUUGGCGGAAGGAAUCCGCAGAUCACAGGAAUCUUUCCCCGAUAAUGUUGCGUCAGAAUUGAAAUCUGUUUUAGAAGAGUUUGAGACAUUUCAAUCCUCUUGGGAGCAGCUGGCCCAGGCCAAUGGUACUAGUGCAGGCAAUUAUAUUCCAGGUAUCCUUCACAUGCUGUCCCAGAGUCUGGACGGUGCUUUUGAGAAGCUUGGUGGACGCUAG
Molecule: messenger RNA, 492 nt
Organism: Fusarium poae
Lineage: Eukaryota; Fungi; Ascomycota; Sordariomycetes; Hypocreales; Nectriaceae
Exons: 4
Coding region: 1-492 (163 amino acids)
Source: RefSeq, a predicted model, not a curated record